AUGGCUAAACCAAGAGUUAAGAAGCGGACGCAUGUGGGCGCCAACCAGCCCAAGAGCGCCGCUGCGGCGCCAGCCCACGCAACGGUCCGCGACCCCAAGAGCAUGGUGAUCCGGAUAGGUGCCGGCGAGGUGGGCUCCAGCAUUAGUCAAUUGGCCAUGGACGUUCGCCGAGUGAUGGAACCGGGAACGGCGAGUCGGUUGAAGGAAAGGAAGGGGAAUAGGCUACGGGAUUACGUUACGAUGACGGGACCUCUCGGCGUUACGCAUCUUCUUCUGUUCUCGCGGUCGGAGAGGGGAAACGUCAAUCUUAGGGUGGCGCUGGCUCCCAAGGGCCCGACGCUCAACUUUCGGGUAGAGAAGUAUUCGCUUGCGAAGGAUAUUCAGAAGACGCAGAGGCGGCCUCGUGGCGUUGGAAAGGAGUUUAUGACACCCCCUCUGCUCGUAAUGAACAACUUUUCUUCUUCCCAAAACGCCGACAGCCCUUCCAAGGUACCGAAACACCUUGAAUCCCUAAUCACCACCGUCUUCCAGUCCCUCUUCCCACCCAUCAACCCCCAAGCGACACCUCUCAAGACCAUUCGAAGGGUUCUCCUCCUCAACAGAGAGCCCGACAAGGACGGCGAAGAAGGUUCCUUUAUAUUAAACUUCCGACACUAUGCGAUUACGACAAAGACUACGGGGCUCUCACGGCCACUAAGGAGGCUUCACGCGGCGGAGAAGCUGCUCUCGGCCAGGUCUGGCAAGAAGGGAGGGGUACCUAACUUGGGGAAGCUGGAGGAUAUUGCGGAUUUCAUGAUUGGAGGGGAGAACGGCGAGGGUUACAUGACGGAUUACACAAGCGGCAGCGAAGUCGACACCGAUGCGGAGGUGGAGGUUGUCGAGGAUGCGCCGCGGAAAAUCUCUCGCAGGGCUGCCGCCGCCGCCGCUGCUGGUGAGGGAGGAGCCGAGCCCGAAGAGGAAGAAAAAGUGGAGAAGCGCGCAGUGAAGUUAGUAGAGCUAGGGCCUCGCAUGAAGUUGAGGUUAACAAAGGUCGAAGACGGUAUCGCAGCGGGCAAGGUGAUGUGGCACGAGUACAUCCAGAAGACGAAAGAGGAGGCGCAGGAGCUUGAGAAGAGGUGGGAGAAGAGGAGGCAAGAGAAGGAGGCGAGGAAGCGGGAGCAAAAGGCCAACCUCGAUAAGAAGAAGAAAGCUCUCAAGGCGAAGACCGACAAGGGUGAGGACGGCGAUGAGGAGAUGGAUGAUUACGGCAGUGAGUUGGAUGCGGACGAUUUCUACAGCAGUGGGGAUGACGAAUAUAGGGGAGGCGACGAUGACGAUGAUGCGAUGGACGAGGAAGAGGACUGA
This is a messenger RNA of Scedosporium apiospermum, 1344 nucleotides long. Its product is annotated as Brix domain-containing protein C1B9.03c. Gene Ontology annotation, biological process: ribosomal large subunit assembly; rRNA processing. Bases 1 to 1344 code for a protein of 447 amino acids. The record is from RefSeq and is a predicted model, not a curated record. The transcript has 2 exons. Gene Ontology annotation, cellular component: preribosome, large subunit precursor. NCBI's taxonomy places the organism in Eukaryota, Fungi, Ascomycota, Sordariomycetes, Microascales, Microascaceae. Gene Ontology annotation, molecular function: rRNA binding.